Molecule: messenger RNA, 1425 nt
Organism: Nycticebus coucang (slow loris)
Lineage: Eukaryota; Metazoa; Chordata; Mammalia; Primates; Lorisidae
Product: 40S ribosomal protein S24-like
Exons: 1
Coding region: 308-757 (149 amino acids)
Biological process (GO): translation
Cellular component (GO): ribosome
Molecular function (GO): structural constituent of ribosome
Source: RefSeq, a predicted model, not a curated record
AGCAAAGAGAAAGAUGUUUUAUUAUAAAAAAAGAUAUAUUGUUACAUAUUGCUGUGUGACAGUUUCUUUGGCUUUAACAAGGUUUUGGGGAGCCGGCAAGUUUUGCCUGGUAAUUGACAGCAGUGGGAGGAGCUGCAGGAGUUGUUUCAGUAACUAAUAGAUAAAACUGGUUGGGGGUUACAGUAAAUAAUUUCAGCAUGAAACUAUUCUUGGAGCAAUGUUUCAUUCCCUGAGUGCUUUUUCCUCCUGGCCAAGAAUGACUGAAUUUGUAUGAUCAACCUUCAUACAAAGUCUCAAAUGUAAAGAAAUGCGUGGAAGCUCUUCCUCCCUGGCUGCCCGAGGAUCGCCCGCCAUCAUGAACGACACAGUAACUAUCCGGACCAGGAAGUUCAUGACUAACCGACUACUUAAGAGGAAACAAAUGGUCAUUGAUGUCCUUCACCUUGGGAAGGCAACAGUACCAAAGACAGAAAUUAGAGAAAAACUAGCCAAAAUGUACAAGAUCACACCUGAUGUCAUCUUCGUAUUUGGAUUCAGAACUCACUUUGGUGGUGGGAAGACAACGGGCUUUGGCAUGAUUUACGAUUCUUUGGAUUAUGCAAAGAAAAAUGAACCCAAACAUAGACUUGCAAGGCAUGGCCUGUAUAAGAAGAAAAAGACAUCAAGAAAGCAGCGAAAGGAACGCAAGAACAGAAUGAAGAAAGUCAGGGUGACUGCAAAGGCUAAUGUUGGUGCUGGCAAAAAGGCGAAGGACUAAAGACUCUACAGUGAUGUUAUCUGCAGCCAUUGUAUAGAUUUUUCACAAGAGAAUUAAUAAAGACUUUUCAUGUAAAAAAAAAAAGAAAUGCGUGGAAAUUAGCUUAAAUUUUUCACAAGUAAACAAACUGAUGAUCACAUACAAAAGCCUAGAAAAGAUGUUUAUCUUAUUCCUUGUCAGCCAAGAUUCUUGUGAAAUAUAAGUAACAUUUUAUUGUUUGGUGUUUGUGUGUGUGUGUACGUACGUGUUUGCACACUUCAUAAACAAACACAUGAAAUAUAGAUCAUAUGGUAGGAGAUUAAGAAAAACUGAGUAUCUGUGAGUAGGCUGCCUUGUAUUUCUAUACUUCUUGGUAGCUUGAAAUACCACUGGAAGCUGAGAACAGGAAAGUCUGUUACAUUUUUGGUCUUACUCCUGUGUUCCCUUUCAAAGAUGUUUUCUGGCCAGGGUACCUCCUGUGAUGAUUUCCAUUCCUUGAAAACUCUCAGAGAGGGCAGCGCCUGUGGCUCAGUGAGUAGGGCGCCAGCCCCAUAUGCUGAGGGUGGCGGGUUCAAACCCGGCCCUGGCCAAACUGCAACCAAAAAAUAGCCGGGCGUUGUGCCGGGCGCCUGUAGUCCCAGCUACUCGGGAGGCUGAGGCAAGAGAAUCGCUUAAGCCCAGGAGUUGGA